AUGGUGAACCUCCAGGCCGUCCAGGCGCACAAUGCGACUCUCAAAUCCCUAACUUCAGGUCUCGUCGCGGUAUUUGUCGGCGGCACUUCGGGCAUCGCCCUCUCAACCGCCCUCGCCCUCACCCGUCACACCCACUCCCCCAAGAUCUACCUCAUCGGCCGCAGCCAGUCCGCCGCUGAUGCUGCCAUCGCCUCCAUGAAAUCUAUCAACUCCUCCGCCCAGCCAACCUUUCUCCAAACCGACAUAUCCCUUCUCAAAAAUGUCGACAGCGUCUGCGCCGAGAUUGCGGCAAGAGAGAAAAAAGUGAAUCUGCUUUUCAUGACCCCCGGAUACCUGACGGUGAAAGGCCGGGACGAGACGGCCGAAGGUCUGGACCGCAAAUUCGUGCUGCAUUAUUACGCGCGGAUGCGGUUCAUCACCAACCUGCUUCCCCUCUUGAACGCAGCCGCGCAAGAAUCCUCUGUCCACGGCAACGCCAGACUAUCCCGCGUCGUGUCUGUCCUAGACCCGAUGGUUUCCGUCCGCGGUGGCGGCCCCGGUACGCUCGACUUCUCGGACCUCAGUCUGAAGCACACCUUUAGCCUCAAGAAAUGCGGCUGGCACGCCAGCCUGAUGGGUAAUUUCUUCUUGGAGAGCGCGGCCCAGCAAAACCCGCAUACCUCCUUCCUCCACGCGUACCCCUCUGGCGUGGCCACGGGCGUGUUGCGUGAACUGCCGGCUGGACGCGUGCUGUCGGCCGUGCUGAUGCCGCUGUUAAGACCAUUCUUGGUUCCCCUUGAGGAGAGUGGAGAGAGGCAUUUGUUUGCGGCGACGAGUGGGAGAUAUCCUCCGAAAGCUGAGGGAGAGGACAUGGAAGGGGAUGUCGCAAUUGGCAGCGAUGGGACAAAGGGAAGUGGGUGUUACUGGGUGAGUUGGGACGGUGAGGUGUUUCCGCCAAACGAGAAAAUGGAGAGAACGAGGGGGCAGAGCGCGGCAGAGAAGGUGGCGCAGCACACAGAGGAGGUGUUUAAGCAGGUUUGCGAAGAGGGCAAGACAUACCCGUGA
Messenger RNA from Penicillium canariense, 1044 nucleotides. RefSeq lists its product as uncharacterized. The transcript is spliced from 2 exons. NCBI's taxonomy places the organism in Eukaryota, Fungi, Ascomycota, Eurotiomycetes, Eurotiales, Aspergillaceae. Gene Ontology annotation, biological process: secondary metabolic process. The coding region runs from base 1 to 1044 and encodes 347 amino acids. The record is from RefSeq and is a predicted model, not a curated record.